Megalobrama amblycephala (Wuchang bream) is the source of this 2821-nucleotide messenger RNA. It is a transcript of the gene arsh, whose product is annotated as arylsulfatase H. Gene Ontology annotation, molecular function: arylsulfatase activity. Lineage: Eukaryota; Metazoa; Chordata; Actinopteri; Cypriniformes; Xenocyprididae. The record is from RefSeq and is a predicted model, not a curated record.
CAGAGUUUCCAUGCAUUCUGCACACCUGUAUUUGACAAGUCAAAGUUCUUCCGGGUAUUUUCUGCUGACAGAUCAAUCUGAGCAUGUCAAUCAUCUCACCUGCAGUUUAGAGGAGCUGCAUCUACAGAUGCUGAUGGAAAACAGGAGCUUGAGGUUUCUUGCUGGUUUUCUGGUUCUCUUCCAAUCCAGAUUGUGUGUCACAAAUGCAGAUCAUGAUUCCAGACCCAACUUCGUCCUGAUGAUGGUAGAUGAUCUGGGCAUUGGAGAUAUCGGCUGCUAUGGAAAUGACACCGUCAACACUCCAAACAUAGAUCGUCUGGCCGUAGACGGAGUGAAACUGACCCAGCACAUCUCCGCCGCUCCUCUCUGCACUCCCAGCAGAACCGCCUUCAUGACGGGCCGCUACGCUCUACGCGCCGGUCUGGGCAGCACCGGCCGAGUGCAGGUGAUUCUUUUCCUCGCUGGAUCGGGAGGACUUCCACCUAAUGAAACCACCUUCGCUAAACUUCUGCAAAAGCAGGGUUACACCACCGGCAUUGUGGGUAAGUGGCAUUUGGGUGUGAACUGUGAGAGCAGAAACGAUCACUGCCACCAUCCCAACAAUCACGGCUUUGAUUUCUUUUAUGGGCUGCCCUUCACCUUCUUCAAUGACUGCAAGCCCGGAGAAGGUAAAGAUGUCCUGGUGGACCUGCAGAUAAUGCUGAGACAGAUUUCUGCGCUGCUGGCGCUCGCGUUUCUCACGCUGCUUGUGGUCCGGGGCGUCGGGCUGCUGCAGGUCCGUCUGGCACUCGUGGUGUUUCUGGCUGUUCUGUCUCUGCUGAGCUUCUCUGUGUGGUUCGUGCCCUUUGAACUCCUGAGGACCUGGAACUGCAUCAUCAUGAGGAACGGUGAGGUGGUGGAGCAGCCCAUGAAUCCAGAAACGCUGAAUGCACGGCUCAUGGGUGAAGCGGAGCAGUUCGUGGAGAGACACAGAGACGGGCCCUUCCUGCUCUUCCUGUCACUGGCACACGUGCACACGCCCCUCUUCGUGUCCGAGGGCUUCGCAGGAAAGAGCAAACAUGGGCUGUAUGGGGACAACGUUGAAGAAGUGGACUCUAUGGUCGGUAGAAUGAGGAAGACCAUCGAAAGGUUCGGCCUGUCUGAGAAAACCUUGAUGUACUUCACAUCUGAUCAUGGCGGCCACAUCGAAGACGCUCAGAGAGGAGGCUGGAACGGGAUAUAUCGAGGUGGUAAAGCCAUGGGCGGCUGGGAGGGAGGAAUCCGAGUGCCGGGAAUAUUCCACUGGCCCGGGCGUCUCACUGCAGGUCGACAGGUGUCAGAACCAACAAGUCUGAUGGAUGUUUUCCCCACAGUGGUGAAGCUCGCUGGGGGAGCGCUGCCGGAGGACAGGAUCCUGGACGGCCGUGACCUGAUGCCGCUGUUAGAGGGCAAAACCAACCGCUCGGAGCACGAGUUCAUGUUCCAUUACUGCGGCAUGUAUCUGAACGCUGUGCGCUGGCAUCCACGCGACAGUGACUCCAUCUUCAAGGUCCAUUUCUUCACACCGAACUUUUCUCCCGCGGGAGCCAUCGGCUGUUACGACACCAAGGUGUGCAUGUGUCACGGGGACUUCGUGACGUACCACGACCCUCCGCUGGUGUUCGAUCUCAGCAGGGACCCGUCAGAGAGCCGUCCGCUCUCACCGGAGACGGAGCCGCGGUUCGCAGAGGUGCUGGAGCGCGUGGGACGGGCCGUGAAAGACCACCGCAAAACUCUGACGCGGGUGGAGAAACAGCUGACGUGGAGAAACGUCCUGUGGAAGCCGUGGCUGCAGCCCUGCUGCGGGACCUUCCCCUUCUGCUCCUGCUCCGAAACAAACACUUCAGACUCCAGACAGUGAAGGAUGAACGAGUGUGAUGAUAGUAGCGCUUCAGAAGAAGGGAAGCUCCUGUGGUGAUUUAACAUAAAGAGAAUCAAUCCUGCUGUGCAGAACAUUGACAUGUCUUCAUCAUGUUUGUCUGAAAGUAAAUAAAUACUUGUCCUGACAUUUUUUACAUUAAAUAUUAAACAUUUUGGUGACACUUUACAUUAUGGUUUCUUUUAGUUAACUAAAUGAGCUAACGAUGAAUUGAACUUAAUGUUAUUUUCAACAUUUACUCAUGUUUUUAAAUCAAAAGGUAACACAUUUCUAUUAACUAGCAUUAACCAAUAUUAAUAGAUUUCUCAUUGUUAGUUCACGUUAACUGAUGUUAACAAAUAGAACCUUAUUGUAAAGCGUCACUCAUAUUAGUUAAUUUUCAUCAUCACAAUGGAGUACAUUUGAAAUCAAUGGAAGAAUUCUGUGAAGUUUUAUGGUUUUAGUUUGUUUCUUUAAAACGUUCCAUCCUGUUUGAUCAAAAUCACACUGAUACAUUUGAAUCUAGUGAUUUUCAUGAAUGCGUCCAGCAGGGGGAGACAUUUGUGUAAAAGUGUUUAGAGAAAUUAAAUGGACAAAUAUGAGCUAACUUUUUAAUAUUAUGGUAAUAAUCUGGGACAUGAUUAUUGCAGUUUACUGUAAUAGUAUUUUUAAUAUAAAAAUAAAUUGUGUAUUAUAAAUAUUAUAUAAUUUUAUAUAAUAAAAAGAAAUUAAUAUAUAUUAAACUAUUUCAAAAUAAUCACCCUGUUGAUGUUUAUUUAUUUUGAUGAUGUUUCUCCUGAAGCAUGUCCUAGAAAAAGAUAAAUAUCAAAAUCAUCAGAUAAACAUUUGGAACAUUGUUUUCUUUGUGACAGAGAUACAGUAAAAGUGAUUUGUAAAUAUGAGGGAAGAACAUAUUUUAUCACAAAUAAAACAAUCGACUCCAAG